Apus apus (common swift) is the source of this 4414-nucleotide messenger RNA. RefSeq names its product microfibril associated protein 3 like (gene MFAP3L). The record is from RefSeq and is a predicted model, not a curated record. The transcript is spliced from 3 exons. Lineage: Eukaryota; Metazoa; Chordata; Aves; Apodiformes; Apodidae. Bases 157 to 1305 code for a protein of 382 amino acids.
CAGGGAGCGAGGCGGGGCGGCCGGCCGGCAGGAUAUUUUAAACAUUAAAUUGCAUGGAUCAAAGUAGAACUCUCCUGUGACCUCCUCACCUCAAGGGUCUGCAUUCAACAGAACCGAUCCCAGUUUCCAGCCAGUUGCAUAUACCACUGAAGAAAAAUGAACAUACUGAACAGCUACCACUUUUUGUACUUUCUGCCUACCACACGCCUUGUCAUCUUAUUAGCAGCUUUGACGACUGCUGAGGAUGUGACUAAUAGCACUUUCAACCACACUGACAUGAACAUGGGAUCUGUGCCUGUGGUGAUCUCCCGCAUCGACCAUAUUAUAGUCAAGGAGGGGAGUAGUGCCUUGAUUGACUGCAAUGUCCAAGGCAGUCCUAGUCCACAUUACAAAUGGUACAAUUCCAACGGGCGCCUGCUCCAAGAGGAGGAGAGUAAAGCAGGAAAAUGGUGGUUUCUUGACAAUGGGCUACUAAACAUUACCAGAGUGUCUUUCGAAGACAGAGGUAAAUACACUUGUGUUGCAUCCAAUACAUAUGGCAGUGUUAACAAUACUGUGACACUGAGGGUUGUUUUUACCUCUGGAGAUAUGGGAAUCUAUUACAUGAUUGUCUGCCUUGUAGCUUUUACCAUUGUUAUGAUACUGAACAUAACUCGGUUAUGUAUGAUGAGCAGUCACCUGAAGAAAACAGAGAAAGCAAUUAAUGAAUUCUUCAGAACAGAAGGGGCAGAGAAACUCCAGAAAGCCUUUGAGAUUGCAAAACGUAUCCCAAUUAUCACUUCAGCCAAAACGCUUGAGCUUGCCAAAGUAACCCAGUUCAAGACCAUGGAAUUUGCUCGCUAUAUUGAAGAGCUUGCUCGGAGUGUACCUUUGCCACCUCUCAUCAUGAACUGCAGAACUAUAAUGGAAGAAAUUAUGGAGGUUGUUGGUCUGGAGGAGCAAGGGCAGAAUUUUGUCCGGCAGACAGCAGAAGGCCAGGAAACCACUGAAACAGAUGAACUGUAUAUGCUCCCCAAUGCUUUGAAGCGCAGUGACUCUCCCACAGCUGACUCUGAUGCAUCGUCACUGCACGAGCCACCUCAACAGAUUGCAAUAAAAGUGUCAGUCCACCCAUUGUCCAAAAAGGACUGCAUGGACGGUCAGUCACAAGAAAGCAUGCAGUUGGACACCAAGGAAGAAGACACUCCUCAAACACCAGCACUUCCUGCAGAGCCCCCUCCUGAGCCGUCUGCUGAACUGAGUUCCAAUGACACAGCAUUGGUGAAUGACAAAAAUGCAUGCGUUAUAUAUGAAAGCCAUGUAUGAUAGUUACUCCUGAAUCUAUGCAUAGCAGGAAAAUCAGGUGGAGCUCUUUUAAAAAUACAUAUUGUACUUGCCGCUAAGCCUUACCUGGAGACUAUCAUAGCAAAAGCAUGUAUGUGGAUUAUUUGGCACUUUCUUCUCAAUUUGACUUUAAUUUACCAUGAUGUAUGGCAGAGUAAUUGCUAUUACAUUAAUAUUAAUUGCUCUUUUUGAUUAGGAGUAUUUCCAAAAAACAUUUACCUCAGCAUUUUCUAGGUUGGAGUCACCUGUAGUGGCCUCUUGGAAGUCAUUGGUAGUCUUUGAUGUAGGACACUUGAACUUAGUAAACAUAAAACUGCUUUUAAUUUUCCUCCUUCACUCCUGUUAUUUCCACCUAUUGCAUUUUUGCAAAUAUUUUCUUGUGAAUUUGAAAUAUUGCCCAAGAAGCAGCACUCCAGUAGCCAAAUAAAAUCCUAAUAGAUCCCAUUUACACAGCCUGUUUGCUCAGCUGUAUUGUGAUUUAGAGAGCUAUUAAACAAAGUUAAAAUGUUUCCAUUUCAUUUGCGACCACACUGCUUAGGCACAUGGGAAAUAGUUUUCCCUUUUCCAUGGAAUGAAAUGUCAACAAUUGUUUUUUUCCAAUUGAGAAACAACUUUGAGGUCUAUUUUAUAGUUGGGAAAGCCCAUAAACAUCUUACAGAAAGUUGCAGUCCAACAGCUUUGCAGGGGAUUUUUUUUGCAUAUAUUUGACCAUUUUUUACUUUGCCAGAAGUUUAUAUGGAACACAGCUGCAAUAUGCAAGAUGUCUUUUUUGUAGCAAUUUGGUAGGAGUAAGCGUGCACUACCUUACUAGAAGUUAUGCAGGUUACUAGUCCUGCAAGUGCCAGUAAUCAGCUGAUGUCAAGGCUGAAAAGGCAGAAGACUCUUUCAUUGUAUUUCUCAGUUUUGUGCAAAUUUCUGUUCUGAACAUCAACCCUAAAUUAAUCUGUAAGUUUAAGUUUGAGAGUGUUUUAUCCAAACAAACAAAACAAAAUAAUAGGUAUAUUUUAUAUAUAUAUACACACAUAUAAUCCUGUGAAAUUACAAUGACGAUCACAUAAACUGUUCACUGUUUUAAUUACUUUGGUAUUUUAACAACCUCCUACCUAUGUAGGAUGUUCACUGCUUGAGUACAUGUGACUCUAACCCAGUAAAGCUUUAAUGAUCACAGUGAUUGUGGCAUUAAAAAGGAUAACAUUUAUGCCAGGAAAUGCCAGGAGUGGAAAGGAAGUUAUAAUUUCUAUUGCAGACAUACAAUUUAAAAAACCAAACUUCUCCAAGUGAGUCUGGAAAGAAAGCAUUUAAAAGGAGGAGUUUAUGUAGGACUAAUAGCAUCUUACUUAAUUACCUGACACACAUAUAAAUUGGAACUCAUGAACAAACUAUCACCUUGAUGUUUUUAAGGACUGUAAUGUAAGUGUAGAUACUAAAAAUAAAUCUGGAAUCAUUAUAUUGCAGAAAAAUAAGUCACUUAGAUCUACGGGGAGAUGAUGUGUGGAUGGCUCUCUGGAGAUUUUCUUGAAGUACCCACGUCUACACCACGUCUGUUGGAGGCAUGGGUAAAUGAGAUGAAACAAAGUCAGUGUUUCAGCUAUCUAAAAAAACCCUUGACAGUGAACUGAAGUUUUAUGUCAACUUCCUUGCGUUUAAGUGUAGAGCUUCACUAGCAGUGUAAUACAGGAGCACCCCAUGACUUAAGUAGGUGUUGCAGAGAAGGCUUGAUAUUUACUUUCUAUGGUUAUUUUAAAAAAUGCGUAAUAAUGAACUUCAGAUUUUGUGGCUGACUUAUGAAAUGACAGCAUUUAGUUGCCUAACAUAUCCUUUGUGCUCUCCACAGUGGCAGGCAUCUUUCAGGUAGUUGGUAGUUGUAGAGACUGAUACAAAAUGCAUUUGCACAUACUCAAAAGGAAACAUGAAAGGGCAAAGUCCCUUUAAGAAUGUGGCUGGAAAUAUUUUAUUUCCAUACAGGCUAGGUUAAGAGAAUACCAUAAAGAACCUCACUUCUGACCAGUGUGGUUGAAGAUACUACUGAUGCAAACUGUUAACUUCUUGUCUGAGUCCAAAUUACAUUUCUGUUUAGUGUUCACAUCAGUUUUUCAAGUUACCUAGUUUGUUUCUGGUAUGAAAAAGGAUGAGGGCAGAAACAAAAGCAGAAAAUCACACUGAUUUUUUUUUAAUUCACCUUAACCUCCUGGAAAGAGGCAUCUUGAUUUUUCUGCCUGUCCAGCAUUUACAAACAAUGCUCAUCCAUUCUGAAGUUACCUGCCUGGUGCUCAACUAAAAUUGUACAGGUUGAGCCAGGAUGUUCUUGAAAGGAUAAAAAUAACUUUUAAAUUAUACUUCAAAAUUUAAAAGUUUCAAAAUUAUUUCUUAAACUCCAGUAUCUUUAUUUUAAUUGGUUUUUAAGUAUGAACUUCUUACAGUACAGACCAGACUCCAUCAUGUAUGGUGAUUGAUACCAGGCAGUUCUGAUCCUGACUGCUGCCCUCAGGCUGCCCUCCAGCCUGUGCAAUAUUUAUUUAUUUAUUUAUUGAUAAACAGUUGAGAGUAAACAAUCCCCAUAGUUUUCUUCAGUAUCUCUGUGUAAACUUCCUUGAAGAUACAGACUACAUUUUUUUCCAAAGUCUGCCCACAAAGAGCAUGUAUAUGAAGUACACACAAACAUGUAUUGCAAACCAUAUAUGAACAACAGGUGUUUGGAUUACAUGCAUGUAAUGGGUCUAACGCUGAAUUCCUGCUGUUGCCAGGUCAAGGGGAACCUUGACUUUGCUGGAGCUGGACUCACUCAGGGCUGGGAGUUCACAAGUAGCCAGUCUGCUGUAAAUUCUUUGGACAUUUAGCUUUGUGGUUUAUUGGACUAAAAGCAGAACAGCAUGGUAUCUGAAGAAAACACAGAUCGUAGCAGUUCUGGUGUAGGUAUUUUUUCUGGUUUUGUAUGUGCUGCUCAGUAUCUUUAUGCAUCCAUUAUAUAACACCUGUAACCCUAAAGCUUUUUAUGUGCUUUCAGGCACUUCCUUUUGUGGGAGGCAGAUGGGAAGCAAGACCCAAACCCAUCUUUCCUGUUCCAAACUUUCUGGCUGCGCUAUUAUAAAGU